Molecule: messenger RNA, 813 nt
Organism: Sorex fumeus (smoky shrew)
Lineage: Eukaryota; Metazoa; Chordata; Mammalia; Eulipotyphla; Soricidae
Product: THO complex subunit 4-like
Exons: 2
Coding region: 1-813 (270 amino acids)
Biological process (GO): mRNA export from nucleus
Cellular component (GO): nucleus
Molecular function (GO): mRNA binding
Source: RefSeq, a predicted model, not a curated record
AUGGUGCGAUAUAUAAAUGCUAAUAACAAGUGCAACUCCCAGGGGAGAGAUCGGACUACUACGCUGGGGAGGACAGUUGAGGCCCCAUUCCGUGCACACUUGAGGCCUGAUUCAGCGCCCAGCACCUCUGACGAGAUGGACAUCUCUCUGGAGGAGCUUAUCAAGUUGAACCAGAUCUGCAGCGGCACCGGCACCCAGGGACGACGUGCCGGUGGGCCAGUCUGGAACCGGGGAGGGCUGACCCAAAGCCGCGGUAGGAACCAGCCAACGCCCUACAGCAGGCCCAAGCAGCUCCGGGACAAGUGGCACCGUGACCUGUGCAACAGCAGCGUCUGGGGCGGCGCCCGCGUAGAGCCCGGCGGGAUGCUGCUGGUGUCCAACCUGGACUUCAGGGUGUCGGAUGCCGACAUCCAGGAGCUGUUCGCCGAGCUGGGCAUGCUGAAGAAAGUGGCCGUGCACUAUGACCGCUCCGGCCGUAGCCUGGGCACCGCCGUGGUGCACUUUGAGCGGAAGAUGGACGCCCUGAAGGCCAGGAAGCAGUACAACGGGGUCCCCCUGGACGGGCGCCCCAUGCACAUUCAGCUCAUCACAUCUCAGAUGGACACACAGCAGAGACCUGCACAGAGCACAAACGGAGGCGGUGGGAUCACAAACCGCAGGUUCGGAGGCUUUGGCGGGGUCCAGAGAGGCGCCCGCGGGGGCAGCUGGGCCCGGGGCCCAGGCACGGGACGGAGCUCCAAGCGGCAGCUUUCUGCAGAGGAGCUGGACGCACAGCUCGACGCCUACUAUAAGGCCAGGUUGAACACCAGCUAA